GUUGCUUCGGUUUCGCUUUAUCGCUGAAGUUUUAUUUUAGCAAGUCUUUCUGCAGCGUUUGUGCUACAGACAUGAAUGGUGCCUCAAAUCAAACCUUAAAGCAACGCCCAGGUAACCACCAACAAUAGCAGUGUUUUCAGUGUAAUUCCUGCAGUGAUGUUGUUUUGUAGGAUGGUCAUGUGAUCACCUCAGGUGUGUCAGUGUAAGAGGAGGCCAUAAGCUUGCCAUCAAUUAUUCAAAUGACGGAAGCUGAUUGGCUGCUGCAUGACUGGCGUUCCUGUACACCUGCCGUACACACACAGAGGAGCAUCAACCGUGUCUCUCUUCAUACACCAUCACACAAGAGUGUUCCAGAUCUGGUCAGAGGUCAAGAUGGUUUCUCCUGCGAUCGCUUUGGCUUUACUUCCUCUUUUACUCACGAUGAUUAUUCGUUAUCGCUAUUAUUUUGUGCUGCUGUAUCGAGCCGUUCUGAUCCGCUGGGUGCGGGACUGUUUAUCGGGCAUCAGUCGAGAGGAACGGGCCUAUCAGUACAUUCUGACCCACGCCAUGCCCGGUGACCCCGAGAGCAUCCUGGACACCUUUGACCAAUGGUGCAGCAAAGUUGAGUUUAUAAGCAACAUCGGGCCCAAGAAAGGUAAGAUUCUGGACCGAUUACUACAGGAACACUGUCCGCUCACUGUGCUGGAACUGGGCACUCACUGCGGGUACAGCACUGUACGGAUGGCGCGUUCCCUGCCGAUGGGUGCUCGAAUCUACUCUGUCGAAAUGGACGAGCGAAACGCAGUGGUGGCCGAAAAGAUCAUUCGUCUGGCGGGCUUUGAUGACGACAUGGUGGAGCUGAUCGUUCGCCCAUCGGAUGAAGUGAUCCCGCGCUUGCGCGAGGACUACGGUGUAGAGUGUUUAGAUUUAGUGUUCAUGGAUCACUGGAAGCGCUGUUACCUGCCCGACUUGCAGCUGUUAGAGGGUAGCGGUCUGCUCGGAGAGGGUUCGCUCAUCGUAGCCGACAACGUCAUUUUUCCUGGAGCGCCAAACUUCCUGCGACACGCCCGGCGCUCGGGUCUGUACGAGGUCAGAGUUCACCGUGCAACACUGGAAUACAUCCGCGGUAUCCGUGAUGGAAUGGCCGAACUGACGUUCCUCGGGAUAAAGUGAAAACGUUUGUCCCAAACGAACAGCGAACAGUUUAAGCUGCCAACUAUUGAAUGUUCGCAUCGGAUGAUUGACGAGACAUGAGAUGAAACGUAUGUCAUUAUUGAGACCAUCAUUCACAGCGCCCUCCAGUUGUUCCAUGUGCCAAGGCUUUAAGGAAAACUUCCCCCAAAAAGGAAAAUUCUGCCUUAAUUUACACACCCUCAUUUAGCUCCAAAUUCUAUGUUGAUAUUUAUUAGUGAAACGUCAAUUUGUUUUUAAAGAAUAUGUUGGGGCUCUAUUUUUCAUGAGCGCGCAAAGUGCAGAGCUACAUGCUACGAGUCGUAGCUCUGCACUUUGUGCGCAUCCAGGGUGUGCUGAGUGACUCCAGUCAGGUCUCCUUAGCAACCAAAUUGUCCCGGUUGCUAGGGAGAGUCUGGGUAUCUCAGCGAGUAUUGAUGCUGAGUAUCACACCUGGAGUCAUGAGUUUGAAUCAAAGGCAUGCUGAGUGACUCCAGUCAGGUCUCCUUAGCAACCAUAUUGGGCCGGUUGCUAGGGAGGGUAGAGUCACAUGGGGUAACCUCCUCGUGGUGGUGAUUAGUGGUUCUCUCAAUGGGGCGUGUGGUGAGUUGUGUGUGGAUCGUGGAGAGUAGUAUGAGUCUCCACAUGCUGUGAGUCUCCGCGGUGUCAUGCACAAGGAGUCACGUGAUCAGAUGCGCGGAUUGACGGUCUCAGAAGUGGAGGACACUGAGAUUCAUCCUCCGCCACUCGGAUUGAGGCGGGUAACCGCGCCACCACUAGGACCUGCUAAGUAGUGUGAAUUGGGCAUUCCAACAUUGGGAGAAAAGGGGAUACAAACAAGUGUUUUAAUUAUUAUUAUUGUUUAAGCUAUAUUCACAAUUACAUUUAUAAUCUCAUAUAUAUUGGUAUUUUUCCACCUGUUGUCGUAGAGUGAUUGUGAAGUCACUGUAAAAGGGGCCGGUGGAAGGAGUUGGAUUUGGUUGACUGUUUUGACCACUUCAUUAUUUUGAUUAUAUUUUUGUUUGGUUUGAAGUGCAAUUCAUUUUGUGUAAAUAUUUUUGGUUACAUUUUUUGUGUUUCAAUAAAAAUGGACGGGUAGAAGUGAAGU
Molecule: messenger RNA, 2257 nt
Organism: Xyrauchen texanus (razorback sucker)
Lineage: Eukaryota; Metazoa; Chordata; Actinopteri; Cypriniformes; Catostomidae
Product: transmembrane O-methyltransferase homolog
Exons: 4
Coding region: 265-1152 (295 amino acids)
Biological process (GO): catecholamine catabolic process; developmental process; dopamine metabolic process
Molecular function (GO): catechol O-methyltransferase activity
Source: RefSeq, a predicted model, not a curated record